Molecule: messenger RNA, 6089 nt
Organism: Rhea pennata
Lineage: Eukaryota; Metazoa; Chordata; Aves; Rheiformes; Rheidae
Gene: CACNA1F
Product: calcium voltage-gated channel subunit alpha1 F
Exons: 48
Coding region: 1-5946 (1981 amino acids)
Biological process (GO): calcium ion import across plasma membrane
Cellular component (GO): membrane; voltage-gated calcium channel complex
Molecular function (GO): high voltage-gated calcium channel activity
Source: RefSeq, a predicted model, not a curated record
AUGUCAGAAUCUGAGGAGAACGGAGAUGGGCCCCCCAAGGAGCUGCCGUCCUUUGCCAAGGCCAUGGGGCAGCCCCUGGGGUGGCCAGUGGGCGAGGGGCCUGGGGGGCUGGCGGGCGGGGGGACGCCCCCAGGCCCCCGCCAUCGGCGCCCACCCCACGCCAAGCACAAGGGCCAGGGCUCGGGAGGAGUCCCGCGCUCCCCCCGUGCCCUCUUCUGCCUCCGCCUCAACAACCCCAUCCGCCGCGCCGCCAUCAGCAUUGUUGAGUGGAAGCCCUUCGACAUCCUCAUCCUUGUCACCAUCUUCGCCAACUGUGUGGCUCUGGGUGUCUACAUCCCCUUCCCCGAGGAUGACUCCAACGCCGCCAACCACAACCUGGAGCAGGUGGAGUACGUCUUCCUCAUCAUCUUCACGGUGGAGACCUUUCUGAAGAUCAUUGCCUACGGGCUGGUACUGCACCCCAGCGCCUACAUCCGCAAUGGCUGGAACCUGCUCGACUUUGUCAUCGUCGUCGUGGGGCUCUUCAGCGUGAUCCUGGAGCAGGCCUCGCACAAGCCCGGCGAGGCCCACCACAUGAGCGGCAAGCCGGGUGGCUUCGACGUCAAGGCCCUGCGCGCCUUCCGGGUGCUCCGGCCCCUCCGCCUCGUCUCUGGCGUGCCCAGCCUGCACAUCGUCCUCAACUCCAUCAUGAAGGCUAUGGUGCCGCUGCUCCACAUCGCCCUGCUCGUCCUCUUUGUCAUCAUCAUCUACGCUAUCAUCGGCCUCGAGCUCUUCAUCGGCCGCAUGCACAAGACCUGCUUCUUCAUUGGCUCUGACCUGGAGUCGGAGGACGACCCGUCGCCUUGCGCCUUUUCGGGGCACGGCCGGGCCUGCGUGCAGAACAACACGGAGUGCCGGGGCCGCUGGGAGGGCCCCAACGGUGGCAUCACCAACUUCGACAACUUUUUCUUCGCCAUGCUCACCGUCUUCCAGUGCAUCACCAUGGAGGGCUGGACUGACGUGCUCUACUGGAUGCAGGAUGCUAUGGGCCACGAGCUGCCCUGGAUUUACUUCGUCAGCCUUGUCAUUUUUGGCUCCUUCUUCGUCCUCAACCUGGUGCUAGGGGUGCUGAGUGGCGAGUUCUCCAAGGAGCGUGAGAAGGCCAAGGCCCGCGGUGACUUCCAGAAGCUGCGGGAGAAGCAGCAGCUGGAGGAGGAUCUCCGGGGCUACAUGGACUGGAUCACACAGGCUGAGGACCUCGAAGCUGACGAAGAUGAUGGGGAGCAUGAGAAGCACCGGCUGACCGCUGAGGACCUCAUGGGGAAGCGGAAACCCCGGCUGAAGUGGCUCCGGCACACGAGCCACUCCACGGACACCCAUGCCAGCCUCCCUGGGAGCGAGACCACCUCGGUGAACACGGAGACCGUGGGGGACGAGGAGCUGCAACCGACUGCCUGCGACCGCUGCCUGGGCAAGAUCACGAAGACCAAGUUUUGGCGGCGGCUGCGGCGGCUGAACCGCCUGCUGCGGCGCCGGUGCCGGGGGGCAGUGAAGUCGGUGUCAUUCUACUGGAUGGUGCUGCUGCUGGUGUUCCUCAACACGCUCACCAUCGCCUCCGAGCACCACGGGCAGCCGCCCUGGCUCACCCAGACCCAAGCCUACGCCAACAAGGCGCUGCUGUCGCUCUUCGCCGCCGAGAUGGUGUUGAAGCUGUACGCGCUGGGGCCCAGCUGCUACUUCGCCAGCUUCUUCAACCGCUUCGACUGCUUCGUGGUGUGCGGUGGGGUGCUGGAGACGGCGCUGGUGGAGCGCGGGGCCAUGGAGCCGCUGGGCAUCUCUGUGCUGCGCUGCGUCCGCCUGCUCCGCGUCUUCAAGGUCACCAGGCACUGGGCCUCGCUGAGCAACCUGGUGGGCUCCCUCCUGAACUCCAUGAAGUCCAUUGCCUCGCUGCUGCUGCUGCUCUUCCUCUUCAUCAUCAUCUUUGCGCUUCUGGGCAUGCAGCUCUUCGGGGGCCGCUUCAGCUUUGACGAGACGCAGACCAAGCGCAGCACCUUCGACACCUUCCCCCAAGCCCUGCUCACUGUCUUCCAGAUCCUGACGGGAGAGGACUGGAAUGCGGUGAUGUACGACGGGAUUAUGGCCUACGGCGGCCCCGUCUUCCCUGGCAUGCUAGUCUGCGUCUACUUUGUCAUCCUCUUCAUCUGUGGCAACUACAUCCUCCUCAACGUUUUCCUGGCCAUCGCUGUUGACAACCUGGCUGACGGCGACAACAUCAACUCGGGUGCCGACAGCAAGAAGGACAAGGCUGGGGAGGUGGAGGCCGGUGCAGGGAGCCGGGAUGUGAGCGUGAAGCCUGAGGAAGAGGAGGAGGAGGAGGAGGAAGAGGAGGAGGAGGGGAGCGAAGAAGGCGAGGAGAACGGGGGGGAGCGGGACAGCCUGGGGGGGCCACGAACGGAGCCCCUGGAGGAGCCCCCCAAGCCCAAGGUGGUGCCAAUCCCUGAGGGCAGCGCCUUCUUCCUGCUGGGCAGCACCAACCCGCUGCGGGUGCGGUGCCACGCGCUCAUCCACCACCACGUCUUCACCAACCUCAUCCUCGUCUUCAUCAUCCUCAGCAGCGUCUCGCUGGCCGCCGAGGACCCCGUGCGGGCCCACUCGCCCCGCAACCAUAUCCUGGGCUAUUUUGACUACGCCUUCACCUCCAUCUUCACCGUGGAGAUCCUGCUCAAGAUGACGGCGUUCGGCGCCUUCCUGCACAAGGGCUCCUUCUGCCGCAACUGGUUCAACCUCCUUGACCUGCUGGUGGUCGGCGUCUCCCUCAUCUCCUUCGGCAUCCACUCCAGCGCCAUCUCGGUGGUGAAGAUCCUGCGGGUGCUGCGUGUGCUCCGGCCCCUGCGAGCCAUCAACCGUGCCAAGGGCCUCAAGCACGUGGUGCAGUGUGUCUUUGUGGCCAUCCGCACCAUCGGCAACAUCAUGAUCGUGACGACGCUGCUGCAGUUCAUGUUCGCCUGCAUCGGGGUCCAGCUCUUCAAGGGCAAGUUCUACAGCUGCACUGACGAGGCCAAGCACACGCCUGCGGAAUGCAAGGGCACUUUCAUCGUGUACAAGGACGGGGACGUGGCGCACCCCACGGUGCGCGAGCGCCUCUGGCACAACAGCGACUUCAACUUCGACAACGUGCUGGCUGGCAUGAUGGCGCUCUUCACCGUCUCCACCUUCGAGGGCUGGCCCGCGCUGCUCUACAAGGCCAUCGAUGCCAACGCAGAGGACCAAGGGCCCAUCUACAACUAUCGGGUUGAGAUCUCCAUCUUCUUCAUUGUUUACAUCAUCGUCAUUGCCUUCUUCAUGAUGAACAUCUUUGUGGGCUUCGUCAUCAUCACCUUCCGCGCCCAGGGUGAGAGCGAGUACAAGAACUGCGAGCUGGACAAGAACCAGCGGCAGUGCGUCGAGUACGCGCUGAAGGCGCAGCCACUGCGGCGCUACAUCCCCAAGAACCGGAGCCAGUACCGGGUGUGGGCCAUGGUGAACUCCACCGCCUUCGAGUACAUCAUGUUCGUCCUCAUCCUGCUCAACACCAUUGCCCUGGCCGUACAGCACUACGAGCAGUCAAAGCCAUUCAACUACGUCAUGGACCUGCUCAACAUGGUGUUCACGGGGCUGUUUACCGUUGAGAUGGUGCUCAAGAUCAUCGCCUUCAAGCCCAGGCACUACUUCUGCGACGCCUGGAACACCUUCGACGCCCUCAUCGUGGUGGGCAGUGUGGUGGACAUCGCCGUCACCGAGGUCAACAACGGGGGUCAUGUCGGUGAGAGCUCCGAGGACAGCUCCCGCAUCUCCAUCACCUUCUUCCGGCUCUUCCGGGUGAUGCGGCUGGUGAAGCUGCUGUCCAAGGGCGAGGGCAUCCGCACCCUGCUCUGGACCUUCGUCAAGUCUUUCCAGGCCCUGCCCUACGUCGCCCUCCUCAUCGCCAUGAUCUUCUUCAUCUACGCCGUCAUCGGCAUGCAGACCUUCGGCAAGGUGGCGCUGCAGGACGGCACCCAGAUCAACCGCAACAACAACUUCCAGACCUUCCCCCAGGCCGUGCUGCUGCUCUUCAGGUGCGCCACGGGGGAGGCCUGGCAGGAGAUCAUGCUGGCCAGCCUGCCGGGGAAGCGCUGCGACCCCGAGUCGGACGCCGGCCCCGGCGAGGAGUUCACCUGCGGCAGCAACUUCGCCAUCGUCUACUUCAUCAGCUUCUUCAUGCUCUGCGCCUUCCUGAUCAUCAACCUCUUCGUGGCUGUCAUCAUGGACAACUUCGACUACCUCACGCGGGACUGGUCCAUCCUCGGCCCCCACCACCUCGACGAGUUCAAGCGUGUCUGGUCCGAGUACGACCCCGCCGCCAGGGGCCGCAUCAAACACCUGGACGUGGUGACGCUGCUGCGGCGCAUCCAGCCGCCCCUGGGCUUCGGGAAGCUCUGCCCCCACCGCGUGGCCUGCAAGCGCCUGGUGGCCAUGAACAUGCCCCUCAACUCCGACGGGACCGUGACUUUCAACGCCACCCUCUUCGCCCUCGUCCGCACCUCCCUCAAGAUCAAGACUGAAGGGAACCUGGACCUGGCCAACAAGGAGCUCCGUGCCGUCAUCAAGAAAAUCUGGAAGAGGACGAAGCCCAAGCUGCUGGACGAGGUCAUCCCCCCUCCGGAGGAGGAGGAGGUCACCGUGGGGAAGUUCUACGCCACCUUCCUGAUCCAGGACUACUUCCGCAAGUUCCGGCGGCGGAAGGAGCGGGGGAUGCUGGGCCCCAGCGCCGGCCCCAGUAAUGAGCACGCCCUCCAGGCCGGGCUGCAGACCCUGCAGGCGCUGGGCCCCGAGAUGCGCCGGGCGCUGAGCUGCGACCUGGAGGGCGACGAUGGCCCCCCCGAGCCCAGCGACGAGCAGCUGACCUUCACGGCCCCCGAGACCCUGUACGGCUCCGCCCCCAGCCCCCCGCUCCGGGGGGAGCCCCCCUCCGCCGGCAGCCCUGUCCCCACAGAGGGAGAGGAGCCUGCGCCCCUGCCCCACGUGGCCAUGCACCGCCACAGCAGCAGGCGGCACUCGGACACAGGCCAUGAGCUCGGCGGGGGACUGGAGGAGCCGGGGCCCCCCGAGGACGGGGAGGAGCCGGGGGACGGCAGCCACGAGGACGACACAGGGGGCCUGGCCAGCCGCCACAGGCUUCUCAGGGCCAGCCCCACGCCCCCACCUGCCAGCUGGGCAGGGGCAGAGCCACGGACGGGGUCGCUGCCCCUCCCCCCCCGGCACUUCGCCCUCCUCAAUGGGGCCCUCGAGGGGCAACAGCUCAAGCGGCGACGCCUCCUGCCCCCCACGCCCACAGGCCGGAAGCCCUCCUUCGCCAUCCAGUGCCUGCGGCGCCAGGGCAGCUGCGAGGACGAGCCCAUCCCGGGGACCUACAACCCCUCGGGGCCGCCCGGCCCCACUCGGCCCCAGGGCUACGGCAGCUCCGAGACGUGGCGCCUGGGCGGCUCCUCACGCGCCUGGGCGGCAGCGGCGCCUGCCCACGGCCACCUGCUCUACGCACCCCUGAUCCUGGUGGAGGGGGGGCCAUCAGGGGCGGGUGGCAGCCUCCCCCCACUCUCACGCUGGUUCAUGGGGGACCACGCCCCCCCUGGGCCCCUCCGCCUGCGGCCGUGCGGCCCUGGGGACACGCUGGCCCGCGGCUCCGCCGACAGCCUCGUCGAGGCGGUGCUCAUCUCAGAGGGGCUGGGGCUCUUCGCACGGGACCCCAAGUUUGUGGCCGUGGCCAAGCGGGAGAUCGCCGAUGCCUGCGACAUGACCAUGGACGAGAUGGAGAGCGCCGCUGCUGACCUGCUGACGCGCCAACGCGCCUCGCCGGCCCCUGCCGGCCCUAUCUACAGUGAUGAGGAGCCACUGCGGCCGCUGGCAGAGGACGAGCUGGCCGAUGAGAUGGCCUGUGUCGGCGGGCCCUAACCCCCCCGCCCCAACCGCACCCCAAUAAAGCCCUGCAGCCAUUGGGAUGUGCCACCGAGCACGAUGUUGCUGGAGCCUGUGGAGGGGGAGUCACUGCCAUAGGGGAACCCUGGGGUGGAGGAAGAACCUUGGAGUGGGGCAGA